Molecule: messenger RNA, 3659 nt
Organism: Platichthys flesus (European flounder)
Lineage: Eukaryota; Metazoa; Chordata; Actinopteri; Pleuronectiformes; Pleuronectidae
Product: fibronectin type III and SPRY domain-containing protein 2
Exons: 13
Coding region: 255-2147 (630 amino acids)
Molecular function (GO): protein binding
Source: RefSeq, a predicted model, not a curated record
UUCAUUUUAAUUUACUUUAAUUUACUUUUUAAACAAUUGUAUCAAAACAAAACAAAAACCUCUCACUGGUGCAACGUUUUACUGAAUAACUGAUAAUUCCCUGUGUGGAUGUUUGACAUUCCUGUGACAGUAAUCUGAGUCCCUCCUAUUUCUGUCUCUGGUCGAGGGCUGAACUCCACCGAGCAGCUGGACAGUCAUGGUUGUUCACAACAGACUGGAGCGGUGAGCUGUUCAGUCCCACAGCCAUUCUCCUCAUGGACCUGUGUGAGAUCCGUGGAGGACGACUGGACGUGAUCACAGAGGAGGCUGAGCACCAGGAGGUGUUGAGCCGCGGGCCGAGCACCAUGGAUCCCCACAGUGGGGUAUCAGACAGAGGAAGGAGGGCGACCCGGGACAUCUCCACCUUCCAGAGGUUCUCCGUCGACACAGACGACUCCCUUCGGUUCGAGCCCUGUGAGGACAGUCCUUCUACCACCGGGGCGGAAGACGGACUCGAUGAUGAUGAUGAUGAUGUGUUUAAGGAGGGAGAAACCGAGACAGAGAUCGUCACGACCAGGAAUCAGUUGCAGGGGAAGGUUGUGGAGAUGGAGAACUUCGCAGGUCAUCUGGAGGAAAUCUUUCUCACUGUGGAGGAGAACUUUGGCCGUAAGGAGCAGCACUUGGAGCAGCACUACAACGAUGUGCUGCUGACGUUGUCUCAGCGAUAUGACGAGCGGGCGGCUGGACUGGAGGAGGAGAAGAAGAGCAAACUGGAGGCUCUGUACAAGCAGCUGCUCGCUUGUGGCCGAGCGCUGGACGCCUCCAAGGAGCUCAUUGAGGCGGCCCAGGAGGUGCACCGCAGCCGGGACAAAAGGCUUUUUCUCCAGACGGUCAUGCCCACCAUGAAAAGAAUGGAGGAGUUUGCCAAAGACGAGGUUGACCUCACGUUGUCGACACGUCUCGAGUUCGACACGCCGAUCGCCGACCUGUCAGACGUGAAAACCAUGAUGGACUCCAUCAAUGUUGUUCCAGCUCCAUCCGCCCCGGUGAUCAACCCCCAGACGCCCGGCUCCGCCACCCAGACGUCCCUGCGCGUCUGCUGGAGCCUGUUCUCCGACGACACAGUGGAGUACUACGAGCUGUACUACAGACCGGUGCUGGAGGACAGCACCUGUGCACCACACGUGAGCAAAGUAAAGGUGAAGGAAACUCACUGCACUGUGACAGGUCUGCUGCCCGAUGCCCAGUACGAGCUGUGGGUGACGGCGACCAACACCACAGGCAUCAGCCCGGCCAGCGAGAAGGCCUUAUACAUGACAGUGCCGUCUCCUCCAGUGAUCAAGCAGAGGGAGUGCAGCAGCUGCCCGGAGGCGGCCAUGCUCCGCUGGGAGUCAGGGAACACUAACCCUGUGGACUCCUACACCGUGGAGCUCAGUGAGAUGGGGGCUGACGGCACAGAGAGCGGCGUCACCGAGUCGAUAGUGGCUGUGCCCACCUGUCAGUGUCUCAUCCAGCUGCAGGCAGGAUGCGGUUACUUCAUCUCUGUGCGAGCAGUCAACAUCGGCGGCCCCAGCGACAGGAGUGACGUCAUCACCGUCUCCACAACAGGUACAUUCUUCCGUCUCCUGGAAGACACUGCUCACCCCUGCCUGUCCCUCUCUGAGGACGGCUUCACCAUGUUCUAUGGAGACGAGGAACUCCCCAUCGGUGCAAUGGCCUUAGACGACCGAACCUUCACCAGGUGUGUGGCUGUGAUGGGAGAUCUGAUUCCAGUACGAGGGAGACACUACUGGGAGGUCGAGGUGGACGAUGGGACGGAGUUCCGGAUCGGAGUUGCAUACGAGGACACAGAUAGGAGCUCGUACCUCGGAGCCAACAACACGUCCUGGUGCAUGAGACACAUCGUCACUCCGUCCAGGCACAAAUAUGAGUUUCUGCACAACGGCUGGAGUCCUGACCUGAGGAUCACAGUGAACCCGGAGCGGAUAGGGGUGGCGCUGGACUACGAGACGGGGACUCUGUCCUUUUUCAACGUGGCUCUGGAACAACACCUACACACCUUCAACUGUCACUUCCAAACUUAUGUCCAGCCUUGUUUUAGCCUGGACAACCCAGGAGCGCUCACCGUCCACAACAGCAUAGAGGCUCCCCAGUACAUGUUCACCUGACACAAGCCAUCUUAGCUAGACCCAUGAUGAAAUGAAAGCCUGGAAGGAAGUGCAAUAACUCUGGUGAUAUAUUUAAAAAUAAAAUUGUGACAUCCCCAAUAAAGAAAAGCCGACAGUUCAUUAAAUCAGCUUUUCAUCUGCAGCAGAAAUGGUGUGUGAUCCAGAAUAAAGGGUUUUCAGUUUUUAUUAUAUUCCAUGGGAACAGGCAAACACCAUUUUCCAAGAUAAGAAAAAGUCUCACUGAAUUUUACAAUAUGCUCUUAUAUCAUCAGUAACUCUGCAGCAAGUGUCUAAAGGAGGAAAUAAGGUGCUGGCUUAACAAGAUGCAAUGAAAAAUAAAAAAGAUGUUUUAAGAGAAAAUAAAGUUUAAUAUUUAAAAAGGAAAAAUCCACCAUGAAUAGUUCCACUGUUGGCUUCUGAUGAUGUGCUUCUCUGGACCCAUUUGUUUAACGGAGUGGCGAAAACAUCAAGACAGGAACACAGAGGGGAUUUGUAUUCUCUAAAAGCAAAUCCUCAAGCUCCUACACGACAUUCAGCCACAAUGUGUGCCAUUUGGCCACAAAAAAAAAAAAAAUGCACAUAACAGCGUUGUAGUUUACAGGGCAUCUAUAUUUACAUUUGCUAUGUGGGUGGAUAUUUAAAAACAACUUUUGGCUAAAACUUGUUCACACCAAAUGUGUUAGGGAUCAAAGAGGCAUUCUGAGAAGCUAGGAGAAAACAAAUUUAACAAUGUGCACAAAGGAAAUACAGGACAAGAAAAGUAAAAGCCUUAUGAGUCCAGGAAAGCAGCAAACAUCAAAAGCUGUUGCCAAUGUGUAUUUGUAAGUAUCUUCAAACAGCAUACAAGUAAUUUAAAACUGAACUGGAACAGUACAUAAUCAUCUAUCAACCACAUGCCGGUCUGUUUUCAUCCAUCCACGAUCACCAUCAAUCAGGAUCAGGCACUCUGUUCCUUUAUUUGAAAAUGAUGUUUGUGUUCACUUUUCCAUGUGUAGGAUUGAAGCGUGUCUUUCUUUGCAAGUCGGGUCCAUUAUCAGGCACACAUUUUCAGCUGAAGCCAUAAAUUCAGUCAAUGUUUGAAACGGUAGAAGUGAGUUUUCCAUAAGUGAAGGGAAAUUCGUGAGAAAGUGCGCCUACACCACCAAGUGAGGGAGAGAGUAACUUAUUGUCGUCAUCACCAUGUUAACGAUUAUUAUUUUGGUGAUUGUGUCAUGCAUCUGUGAUGAAUCAUCUCAGAAUUUGCCAAAUCCUGAUCUAUGCCAUAUUUGCAGCUUUAACCUCACAAAGCGUCUUCAUUGAUGUCUGUGGACAAAGUCACACCAUACAUUGCAAACAAGUGGGGUUUAAUACUUUAGAGAGAAGAAUGAACCGUUAUCUGCUUGGAUGGAAGAAAAUAACAUUUUACCCAAAGAAUAAAAGCAAGCCCCCAAUUUGUUGUAAAUAUGAAAAUAUACUGGUGUAGUCUUAAAACAGAGCAUGAUAACACAAAGGUGGAUUUUUCCUUUAAUGGGG